This is a messenger RNA of Contarinia nasturtii (swede midge), 2682 nucleotides long. Its product is annotated as protein kinase C-binding protein 1-like. Gene Ontology annotation, molecular function: protein binding. The transcript has 8 exons. Bases 439 to 2091 code for a protein of 550 amino acids. NCBI's taxonomy places the organism in Eukaryota, Metazoa, Arthropoda, Insecta, Diptera, Cecidomyiidae. The record is from RefSeq and is a predicted model, not a curated record.
GUUGAUUCUUUUUGUUUGUUUCAUCAUUUUUUUGCCAAAAACAAUUUUAAAAAGUCAUUUUCUUCGAUCGAAACACCAAGGAUUGUUUUAAACAAAAUAAAAAAAAAUUGGUUUUUUUUACGAUAAAAAAUUUGUUUGAUAAGAAGUUAAGCUCCCCUCUCACACACAUCGUUUUUACGAAAUAUCAAAGAAUUUAUGAUAGUUGAAUAUUUACACAAGUGCAAGUUUCAAUUGAAAUCAAUUAUUUUAAAAAAUGUGUGUAUGAUGUGGAGUUUCUUUUAAGAGAGCGAAUAGUAUUACGACUAUUUGAGAGUCUAGUGUUAUUUAAAUUCUCAGUGCGGGAUUUUCUUCGUUAUAGCUUUGAAUGGAACAAUAAUUGAGUGUUUUAUCAUAAGUCUGAUCUCUUUCAACCAAAAUAAUCAACAAAACAAACAAAAUAUGGCCAAACACGAUGAAUAUUGUUGGAAAUGCAAAAAACGCGAAACAACAAUCAAAUGCAAAAGUUGUACGCGAUCAUUUCACUUUGUAUGUACGGGAGCAUCAAAAUUGUGCGAACCCAAAACUUGGAGUUGCGAUAUUUGCAACACGAUUGAAUCGUCGACUAACACACCUGAAGAGUUGGAACGGAUCCCAGUGAUCAUUCAUCGUCUAUUGAAUUCAAAAUUUGAGCAAAAUUUUCUCGGCAAAAAAGUAAAGGCAUCGAAAUCGACAAAAUCGUCAGGAGACGAAAGUUCCCACGAAACGAAUUCCAAGACAGAUAUUUUAAAUUCAAUCGUCAUGGAUAUAAAGAGAAAAGCAAAUACGUACGCAAAUUUCGAACAGCUUCUUGCUGACGUUGAACAAAUCGUGCAUAAGUGUGAGACAUCAGACAAUCGCAAAUCAAAGUAUGCAAAGGAACUGCUGGAAAAUUUUAAUGGUGAACUCGAUAGCGUAAAAAUCUGCAUUCAAUGCCAUAUCAAUGCAAACAACAGAGAGACGCGAUCUAAAUGGUUCACAAUGGCGUGCGAUAAGCCGCAUUUGAUCGUUUGGGCCCAGAAGCCAAACGAACGAUAUCUGCCCGGCAAGGUUAUGUGCGUUAAUAGACACGAAUUGAAUGUCCGUUUCUUUGGUGGUUCACAAUUGCAUCGUCCAAAUGCGGACAUUCCAUUCAAUAAAUGCUAUUUAUACACAAAAGAAAAUCCAUUCAGUGCGAAAAACGAUAAUCAAAACGCCAAAUCAAAAUACGCAAAAGCAUUGAAUGAAGCCGAAAAAUACAUCAGAGAAUUGAAAGACAAAUUUGGUGCGUUUAAUUUCGAAGAAGUUAAAACCCAAUUCAAUCCGGAGUUGCACGAUCAAUACGUGCAAAACAUGAUUAAGAAUAACGAGACAGGAUCUCCAAGUCGAAUCUCCAAUCGAUUAGGAUCUCCUAUCGAUGAACAUUUGGAGGAAAUCGAUGAAACCAUUUUCGACGAUUUUAGUGAAGAUUCCACCGAAGAAACUAUGCAAACUAGUUCGGAUGAGCAAUAUGAUGAAAAUCCGCCCGAUCAAAUCCAAUUGGAGCCGGUCGACUUCAAAAUCGAAGACUGCAUUGAAGGGUACGGUGGACCAUCGGCCAAACGCAUCCGAUUAGACAAUAACCUUUCUGAAUCAAAUGUGACAAACAAUAAUUUGCAAGAAACCGAAUCAUCAUCGAGUGAAAAUAACGGUGGACCAUCUUACUUGCAGUCGUUGCAACAUGUUUCCGAAGGAUUCAUGAAAUUGGAGCAAAGUUUGAAAGAAGCCAACGAAAAAAUCCAAUCAAUGGAAAAGGAGCACCAAGAGAUAUUGACGGAAUUGAAAGCAGUGAAUAAAAGAGGUCAAUUGAAAUUGGUCGAAGAUUAUGAACAGAAAAUCAGGGAACUCAAUGAACAAAUCGAUAUGAGAACAAAUGAAUUGGCAGAGAAAGAUCAAGAAUACAAGAAUGCUAUUGAAGAGGCCAAGAAAAAUAAGUAUUGUUUAGAAUGCGACAAACCGGAAUUACUUACGGACAUUUAUCUUUGUACCAUCAAUUGCGUUAAAAAGUUUGGGGAAGCCGCAGAGCGCGAGAAGUCAAAUGGGGAAUGCAAUAAUUAAAUUAAGAUUUGAAAUACAACCAAUAGUUAGUGUAAUCACUAAACUCCGUACAAAAAAAAUAUCAGUCCAAUGACUGGGUCCUCUCAGGAUUUGCAUUACGGUACAAAGUUCUACAUAGUUAUAAGUUGUAGACGUUGAAGUGACAUCGAUUUAGAAAAAAAUUCUUAUGCUAAUGUUAGAGAUAGGUUACGCAUGAAAAGAUACCUUUGAUUAUUAUUCAUCCGCCCAAUUCGAAUUUGAAACCUCAUAUCAUCAGUUACUAAGAAUUUUAUACCUUUUUUACCAUUAGAUGCCAUACAUUAUAAGUUCUUAAAGUACUCAAUUGUUGUUGAUUAUGUACGAUUAUCAUUUUAAAUAAGUAAAAACCAAGAUGUAUUACGGGUGAAAAAAUGGCACCGACUAGUUCUUCGUCCUAUCCUCCGUGCUUUCACGAACCCGAUCUUAAUUCGAUCACUCAUCAAAACUAUGUUUUACCAGCUUUCAAAUAUAAAGUCACCAAAUGGUAUUAAAUUGUAAAAAAAGCUCGCUGUGUAAGAGUAUCACAGUUUAUGAGCUUAUCUUUUUCUAUUUUUAUUCAAUAAUAAAAUAUUG